Messenger RNA from Pungitius pungitius (ninespine stickleback), 1380 nucleotides. RefSeq names its product transmembrane protein 120Aa (gene tmem120aa). Lineage: Eukaryota; Metazoa; Chordata; Actinopteri; Perciformes; Gasterosteidae. The coding region runs from base 95 to 1135 and encodes 346 amino acids. Gene Ontology annotation, biological process: fat cell differentiation. Gene Ontology annotation, cellular component: membrane. The record is from RefSeq and is a predicted model, not a curated record. The transcript has 12 exons.
CGUUGGUUUACCCUAUGACACGAACAGAAGCACAGCUGUUGCACAGCGGAGGGUGAAUGUUUAAAAAAAAAUUGAAUUAAUGUCAUUGUAGAAAAUGUUCAGUCCCACGGGCUUCCCUGAAUGUUUACGCGAAUGGGAAGAUUUGGAGAAAAGCUUCCAUCAAAUCCAGGACACCCAUCGUUUAUACAAACAGAAACUUGAGGAUGUUACAAAACUGCAAGACAGUUGCUCCGGUGCCAUAGCUCGUCAGAGGAAGAAACUAGAGGAGCUCACUGCGUCACUAGGAAAAUGCAAAGAAAAUCAUCCAGCAGCCAGAUUAAGUCCAGAGGACGUGGAUGCCAUCGCUGAAAUGGAGGCCUCCAUCAAAGAAAGAGCAGACGCUUUCUCUGAGAUGGAAGCUUUUCUGCCAAAAAAGAACGGGUUAUACCUCUCUCUUGUUUUAGGAAACGUCAACGUGACCCUCCUGAACAAACAGUCAAAAUUUGCCUACAAAGACGAAUACGAGAAAUUUAAACUGGUCCUCACGGUGAUCCUCUUUGUGCUCUCCUUCACCUGCCGCCUUUUGUUCAGCUACAGAGCCUUAGAUGCCCUGUUCAACUUCCUGAUGGUGUGGUACUACUGCACACUCACCAUCCGCGAGAGUGUCCUCAUCAGCAACGGCUCAAGGAUCAAAGGAUGGUGGGUUCUCCAUCACUACGUGUCUGCCUUCCAGUCCGGAGUCAUGCUCACUUGGCCUGAAGGCGCCCUCUACCAGAUGUUUAGGAAUCAGUUCCUGACUUACUGUCUAUACCAAAGCGUUGUCCAUUUUCUCCAGUACUACUACCAGAGUGGCUGUUUGUACAGACUCCGAGCUCUGGGAGAAAAACACAACAUGGACAUUACAGUCGAGGGUUUCCAGUCCUGGAUGUGGAGAGGAUUGACCUUCUUACUUCCUUUCUUGUUCUUUGGUCAUUUCUGGCAGCUCUACAACAGCGUAACACUGUUCCAGAUGUUUCAGCUCCCGGAGUGUAAAGAGUGGCAGGUGGUGAUGUGCAGCUGCUCUUACAUGGUGCUCUUCAUGGGAAACUUCUUCACCACACUGGGAGUGGUUUACGAGAAGUACAUGAACAACCCGGACAAGUCCAAGGCCUUAUAAGGAAGCCAAUAACCUGAAUGUUGUCCUUGUGCACUGCUACUUUCGGCGAUAUCCGAGUGCAAUAUGUUUUACCCGUAGGUCACAGACAUUACCCCAUUGACCUGUCAAUCAAUGUUUCUGCAGAAGUUUUGGAAUUUUACAACAAAUGUUACUGAAUAUGGAAAGAACCAAGCUAUUGUUUCUUAGCUGCUGCAUUGUAUUUUAUUCUUGAACACAGUGCAAAUAAAACACUCCAAGACCCCCCA